This is a messenger RNA of Xyrichtys novacula (pearly razorfish), 7403 nucleotides long. NCBI's taxonomy places the organism in Eukaryota, Metazoa, Chordata, Actinopteri, Labriformes, Labridae. The record is from the annotation of a GenBank genome assembly.
GUCAGUUUCACAAAUCAAGCAUGAACAAGCAAGACAGAGGUGAGCCCACUCUGAUUUUUCAUACAGAUUUUUUGUUUUUGCUUUAUUUAAAUAUAGCUCCUUAAUACUUGUAUUGUGUUGAGCAAAUUGGUAUCUGGUAUAAAAAUGUCACUGUACAUUUUUUGUUCGGAAGUUUUAGACAUUUAGCAAUACUAUAAGUGAAGCUAUUUCCAUGAAGAAUACAUUUUAAAAUAACAAUUAUCAAAUGGGGGGUGGGGGGGGGGGGGUAGAGAUCUAGAUUUAAACAGGCAAAGAUCUGUAAAAGAAGAAACGACAACAAGGUCUGAACAUGUCAACACCUCUGAAUUUUGACUAAUAAUGUAAGCUGGAAUCCAUUAAUGAAAAAGAGCUUUUAUAAGAGAAAAGCUGAAGAUGAGACUGAAGUGUCAACUUGGACAAAUUCAUGCAGUGCUUGAAAAUAAAACUAAUCUUUAUGUUUAUUGUUAGUGUCAAUGGUAUCUCAUGUUGGUGCUAAGUGUGAACAUUUUUUGAUUGCAAGGCGAGAGAGAGGUGACUCACUGACUCUGAAAUAAUGCAGAGGUUACUAUUCUAGGAGACAGAAACAUGAAUAAUCUCCAGACCUCAAGAAGACAAGUGAGGUUUCAGUUUUGCAAUCGCCCUUUGUAAAAAACUGCACUGAAAAGGACAGUUUCUGGUCAGUGUCUCACACUCCAUUUCCACAGUUGCACAAGGCAUUUAACACUGUGCUCCUCACCCACUCUGCCCGGGCUUGCUUUUGGGUGUCUAGCUGUCUUGUCUUGACCCAUGAAGCUUUGAAGAUGAAGCCUUAACAAAGAAACAGAUCUGGACUCAGGUUCACAUGCAGAAUUGUCUCUGGAGCCAGACUUGUGAAGUGGUACUGGACUCUUUUUUUCUGGGGUUGCCCAGGACUAAAGGUACUGAGGUAGCUUCUAGGUGAGUUUGUUGUUUAAUAGUUCUUUAAGAAGUAAGAUCUUGAUUCCAAUCGUUUGCAAAAUGUAGAGUUGAAGACUGUUGGUGAUUACUUAUGCACCAAGCAGCAGCUCAGAAUAUGUCUGCUUCUUCAAGCCUCUAGAUGGAGGCUCUUGGAAAAAGUUCUACACUGGGACUGUAUGGUACUGCUUGGAAUUUCAGCACCCACUUGGAAGAAAGGGAACUGAACAUAUGGUAGAGAAAACUCUUAAGAUCUGAUCUUAAACUUUGUUUUGUCAUUGGAUUCUGAGCUGGUGAUGAACUGGCCAUGACGAAAAUCCUAUUUAAGUGUGAGUUAUUUCCAGAGUGUGGUGUCUAAUGCCAGCCUUGGUACACCCAGGGCGAAGGAUGGCAAAUUUGAGUGCUUGAAUGAGGCUCCUUUCCCUGUGGGCUUUAAUUUCUACUCCAAGAGGACUUUCUGGUGCAUCCACUUAGUUUGAAUGAGCCAAAGUUAAAGCCCCUGUAGUGGAAGCAUUGGCCAUCAUUGUGUCUCCUAAAACACCCAGUGCAAGGUGCCGACAACGUGAGCCAUCAGAACUGUAGUCACAAGCUGUCUAUAACCUAAACAAGAGCUAUAACAAAAUCUUUAGGCCAAAGUAAAGCACUUUCCCUGUCCUCCAGAAAAAAAUGUCUCUUGUCAAGGAGCCUGUUUGUUUUUUUCGUGGACAGGAUCCUUUUGCUUUUAAGGGAUGAUGGCUUCUGUUUGCUUCUUCAAACAGUUACUUCAAGCCAGCAGUGGAAAAGAUCAUGAGAGAGGACUAAGAGAAACCAAACCAUAACUGAAACCUUUGUGUAAUGCAGAUAGGUUAAACCACAAGGCCUCAUCCUAAAUAUGAAGUACAUGUUUGAGACAGCCUAAAAUCUGUUAUGGACACUUUUAUCCAAAGAGGGACAUGCGUUCUAUAACAUAAGAUUACACUAUUUUCAAAAUCUGUCUUGUGUUUUUGUAUGACGACCACUCAGUGGAAAGGAAUUUAUUCAAAUAAUGGCUUCCAUCAUCUUAACACCAUGGGCUCUAUUUUCGUGGGCGGAGGGUGGCGGACCCCGCACAGUUGUAUUUUCGUCUGGCGGAGCCCGGCGUACAGCCAGUUUGGUAUUUUCAUGGACUGAGGCGCACGGAGGCGAACCGAGAUCCGCCAAGCUGUGCAGAAUCAGCAGGCACAGUGACAUUUUCGUGCUCGCCAGUGGCGUGUAAAGUGCGCUGAAAGCUCACUGCUUCAAACCUGGUCAGCUUUCAGCUCAGGCGGAGCGCAGCUGGUCUAGUAGUAUUUUGGUAGACUGGCGGCGUAUCGGCAUACAUCACACAUGCCUCACCGGCAGGUUUCCACAGUGUCAGGCACAUUUCAGUGCAAUAAAUAAUCAUCAACAACUAAUAAUCUGAGUCAGCACAUACAUUUAGAUCUAUAUAGAUAUAUUCUGAUCUAUAUCUGAUCUGAUGAGCGCGUUUGGCACGCGUUUGGACACACAACCUGACCGAAUCAACACAGCUGAAACCGCAUUAAAUUAAAUUAAAUAUCUAGUUAAUAAACACACAUGAUGAAGUUAACAAGAUAUGUAAUUCGUCUCCCUCCUUUUCUUUCUUCCUCUUCCUCUUAUUUCGCACGCAGCUCGACCUGGACAUGUCUCCGUGUCCUCUCCCCGUCCUGCUGCAGCUGAACAGAUGAUUUGUUUCAGUGCUCAGAUGAGUUAUUUACUUUAAGCCGACAUACGGAUAUUAUAAUAUUCAGUUUUGUGAGCCAAAUUUAUUUUAUACGCCAACAUUUGCGCUUGCGGCACGUCUCCGGCGAGGCACGAAAAUAGAGCCCCAUGUGUGGGGUGGGAAACUUGUGCAUGGUUAUCAUGUAUUAUUACUUUGUUCAAGGCUGCCAAACUACAAUCAUUUCUCAGAUGUUGAAAUGAUAAACAGACAUAGUGACAAUAGAGUUUUGGUCUGGAGAGAGAUCAGGCUUUAUUUAAGUCAAAGAAGAUUCUGUAACAUUUGCAUUCAGCCACUUUCUUGUACACAAUUAUGUCAAAAAAAAGAUCACAGAUACAAUGGAGAAAAAUAAACUUUUGCACAAGCAAAAUGAUUAUUUUAUGGAUAACUAUUUUUGUAAAGUAAAUAAGUGUUGAAUAUCAGUGUCAUGGUUUAAUGAGUCACCAUGCUGAGUGGCAGCCUUCAGUCUUCAGAAAUGAAGCUGACGUAGAGGUGCUUGAAACUGCAGUUCCCUGAGUGUCCACAUGAGGCUGGGUGCAGAGACUCUGCCACCCACAUACACACAUUCAAAAAACCCAUCUUUACAGCAAAAAUAAAUAAAUAAUAAAUAAAUAUGUUUACUGCUUGGUUAAAAAGUGUUCUUGACUAGAUAGCUUAUUUCCUUUUUGUGAACUGAAAUCCUUUUACAACACAUUUUCUGAAGACAUUAUGGUUACAAAUUUGACAAGUUAGAAACACAGCUGGUUUGACUGACAAGCAGAAACACUAGCCAUGUUUGCAAAAUUUCUUGGUCUGAUUAAAAAUUUGAGGGAUUGGAUAAUCUGAAUCUACUGUUUAUAUGGUUGCAAAAUCAAAUAAUCUGACCAUGACUUGCAUAUACAUGCACCAAGUUGUUUUUUCUUUUUCUUUUUUUUUAAGUAUCUUUUUGGGCGAUUUUUUUUUUUUUUUUGCCUUUUUCAUUGAUAGUACAGGAUGAAAUGUGGGGAGAUAGAGGAGGAGGACAUGCAGCACAUGGUCAGGGCUGGACUCAAACCCACGACCACUGCGGGGACUGUGGUCCCCAUACAUGUGGCACGCUAACCCACUCGGCCAUCUGUGCGCCCCCAUACACCAAGUUUUAUUCAGAUUAGAAGUAUUUGGAUAUGCGCAGAGUUUUCUGAUUUCACUACAACAACUGCAGAAGAAGAGUUGUAUUUACGCCUGUGCUGUCAACAAACGCGAUAGUGGCUCACUCUAUCCAAUUAAGGAUUUUCCCCUUGUUAAAUGUUGUCACUAGAUGGCGCCCUUGCUUACUUAUUUUACUGUUCUGUCAAAGGUUGCACUGUGCGUGCAGAUAUGAUAUCAUUGCUGUAUGUUAUCAGAGGAGCAGACACCACACAUGCCGUUGUGUUUUAUGCCAGAGUGUUAAUAACAGAACCUCUUGUAGGCCUACUGGCCUCAAUAGAUAAAGAGUGAAGACCACGUCAGGUUAGAGAGUCACAAUCAGAAUAAGUGUUUACAAGGACGCGUUUCGGAAUAGCGAUCAGCAUAAACCACCUGUCUUGCUCAGGAUACGAUUUCUUUCCGAUUGAGCCAAACUGGAUCAGAAUCUUCUGAUCGACAUGUUUACCUGACGCAUUUUUAUUCCAAUCGGGCACUUAUUCUGAUAAUUUUUGCCCAUGUAAACGAGUGAAAGAGAAGAUGAACUAUUGUCAUUUCUAAAAAAAAAUUAUGAGGGAACAGCUUGUACAAAGACUUUGUAUAAUUUUAUUAAUGGAAAGUGAUGUUGAUCAUGAACAGAGCUACAGGGGAUUUUAAAAUAAGGGUUUAUGAUUGUAUUUUCAAAAGAAGUGCAGCAUAACUAUUGGAACGUGUUUUAAAAAAGGCAUAAACUGGGCAAAUCAAUGGACUUGAUGAAGAGGGUAUUUGUAAACUGCUUCACUUGCUUAUUGUUGCGUGUCUAUUUUUGUGUCUCUUUCAGGGUGAACCAUCAGCUGCACAGGUCAUGAAACUGAAAGGCAACAUGCCUCUGUUAAAUAUUUGUGUUUUUGCCACCCUUGUGCUGUUUCAUCCUCAGUCAACAUAUCAGUCAUGCAUCAAUGGGUCACCCAGACAGUGCCAAGAGGCAGAAUUUGCUCCAGGUACUAAUCUGGCAGGAGAAGGCUUCGACAUCACCACCUUGGAACGUAAGGGGGCCUAUGUGAUCGACAUGAAUCAGUGGAAACUCAAGGACAAGACAUGCACCCUGUGUACAAACACCUUUCUAGAGAACAAACUGCAAAAGCUGCCCUUGUCAGUGGUGGACUGGAGAGCAAUGCAGUCCUGCAGCAAUAAAGUGACCAGUAAACUCCACAAAUCCAGUGAGUCCCUGCUCAGUUCCAGCACCUCUUCUGUUGAAAACAACUGGCAGCUCAAUUUGGAUGUUAAUGUGGGUAAAAAGAGUGGCUCACUGAUGCUUGCUGGUACCCACUCUAAACUGUCUGAGUACUCUAUGGAGAAGACCAAGAAUGACAAAUUCAGCUUCACAAGUCAGAGCAUGGCUUGUGAAUACUACAAGUAAGAAAAAGAAAACAGGGGAAAACUGUCCUCUGCACACUUUCCUUGACAUGAAUGGAUUUCCUGGUGUCAGAGAUGUGUUUCAUACUAAACAUUUUCAUUUUAUACACUUGUUGUGUCACUUUAAUCAGCUACAGAGUGUCAGUCAAACCCAAGCUCCACAGAGAAUUUCGACAAGCAGUGAAGGACCUCCCAAAAGUCUACAAUCAUGAAAACAAGCAACGAUUUUACAAGCUGAUUGAUAUCUUUGGCACCCAUUACAUCACCAAGGUAAACCCAAAUAAUGAAGAUCUGUGAAGGUACAAACAGUUAUUUUUUUAUCAAUAGAUUCUUAAAUCAGACUUUGAAUAUGAAAAUUUUUUCCAGGUGAAACUAGGAGGAAGUGUUCAGUCUGUGACCAGCAUCAGGCAGUGCCAGGCCAGCCUUCAGGGCCUCAGUGUGGAGGAGGUGCAGAUGUGCCUGGAAGCUGAGGCAUCUGCCAGCUUCAUAGCCACAAUUAACACUCAAGCAAAACACUGCAAGUCAGACAUUGAUAAGAUGGAAAACAAGAACUCUUUUUCAAGCCAAUUCAAUGAGAGGUCCCUAUUUUUUUCCUAUCCACUUGCACAUUUAGAUUAAAUACUUAAAAUUUUCUACUUUUAAUGUUACUCUAAACAAUGCUCUCCCGACAGGUUCACAGAAAUCAAGGGGGGCCAUACCACAGAGCCAGACCUACUCUUCUCUGCAGACAAGGAUCCAUCUGCCUACAAAGAGUGGCUCAACACAAUCCCACAGAAUCCAGACAUAAUCUCAUACUCCCUCGAUUCACUUCAUGAGUUAUUGCCCAAGAACAACCCUGUUAGGAAGAACCUGCGCUCUGCUAUCAGCCACUAUAUCCUGGAGAAAGGCUUGUGGAAGAAUUGCAGUGAGCAUUGUCAGGCUGGCAUCAAGAGUGACUCCAGGGAUUCCUGUGUCUGCCAAUGCCACAACGACCGUGCUGUAAACCAGGACUGCUGCCCGACUCGUAAGGGUAUGGCACGGGUCAUCAUAACAGUACAACGAGCAACAAGUCUUUGGGGAGACACCACCACAGCCACAGAUGGUUAUGUCAAGGUGUUUUUCAACAAGGUGAUGGUCCAACGUUCUCCUGUCAUUCAGAACAACAACAAUCCUCACUGGGGCAUGGUUGUGGACCUUGGUACUCAAGAUUUGUCAUCAGGCCGUCAAGUUAGAUUUGAAGUGUGGGACCAGGACAACAACUGGGAUGAUGAUCUGUUGGGACACUGUGUGCAAGAUCUGUCUGCUGGAGUAAAGACUGACCUCUGUAACCUGCAGCAUGGUCGGCUCUUCUUUAAAUGGGAAGUGAAAUGUGCUCCAAGUCUGGGUGGAGAUUCCUGCAUGGACUACAAACCCUCACCUAUGAGUGAAAACCUAAGGAAGCUGUAUGUGUCCCGUCAUGCCCACCCUAUUCCAAAGGCCAUCCUGUUGGAGAUGGGUGUGUUUGUGAAUGAAACAAGCCCACAGAGAAACCAGGGUCAAAAAGUUGAUUUGAUUUAAAGUCCAUGCAACGCUUGAUUUCUUAUAUGCACCAAUCUUAGAGUUACAACCAAACAAAGAUCAUUUUUGUGUUUUGGAAUUUGUCAUGUAAAAAAGAUCAACAUUGACAGCCAUCUUUGAUAUUCUGAGAGUAUUUUAAAAGUGUAAAAUAAGUAUUUAUUUACAGCAUGUAAACUGUGCAUCAGUGUAGUAUUUUUUAUGUAAGCCACCUUUAUUAAUUAAGAAAGUUUAAAAGAUUUAAAUGGUUCAAAUGUGCACAAAUGUUUUCAAAAUACAGACUGAAUGAAAGCAGAGGCAAUGAAGAAAUGUGUGCCCAAUUUGUACGUCUCAGCACAACAAAGCAAAUGCAUUUAAUGCUCUAUAGGUCCUCUUCAUAAAAACUUAAACAUAUAUUAAACAUAAAUUCUUGUAGUACACAAUUUAUCUCACCCUUUAUUUUCAAAGAUUUAUUUGCAUACGCAAAAAAGAGUGUUAAACGUUUCAGAGUUUAUGUGUUCUAUGCAAUCACUUAGUGAGAUUUUGCUUUCAGUACUAAGUUUUAUAUCAUCAAGUGUGUUUAAUGUACUCAAACAACAUUGAUACUUGGUGUUUUGUUAUUACCCUUUUGAUGAAUAAAAGCCUUUAUUUGCUUAUCACAGUAUUGAGA